AUGAGACCUGCCGAGCCCCUACGGAACUGGAAGAAAGAGCGCUCCGAGCCGCUGGCAGCGGCGGCUUAUUUACACGGAUACGCCACCCCUUUCACUUGGGCUGGACGCCACGUAGCCCUGGGGAAGGAUUUUGCCGACUGUUCCCUGCUUUCGCGGCAGCGAUGGCCCCCCCGUCCCGGUCUGCAGUCCGGAGACGGAAGCCUCGGGUUUGGGGGUGGGGAAGCGUCGCAGUUCUUUCCGGAAGAGCGCGGAGCGCAGCCGGUCCGCCCGCUCCCCGCGGGCCCGCUGCUGUCCCCCGCGCAGCUGAGCCGUCGGUGGGGCGGCCUCGCCCCAGGCUCCCCACACCGGUCCUGCCGAUCCGUCCGCGGCCUCGCUCUCCAAGGCCCGCCCUGCGCACCGCGGGGCACGCCCUCGCCUCGGCCCCCGCCGCGGUGCCCGCGCGCGCCUGCGAGUUGGGGGCGACGGCGGGGCCUGGCCUCCGGGGCGAGGAGAGAGGGGAGCAUUGAUGAGCACACACCAGGAGAAUAUGAUGAGCCAAAGAAAAGCAGCACUUCAGCUUCUACUUCAGAAGAAGAAAAGAAGAAGAAGUCUGGUCAUUCGAAAGAAAAUUCCAAGAAAAGGAGAAAGAAAAAAUCCUUUAGAAGAAAACACAAGAAGUAUUCCAAUGACAGCGACAGUGACUCUGACUUGACACAGACUCCAGGGAGAGAGAGAGCACAAGCAGGGGGAACAACAGAGGAAAAAGGAGAAGCAGACUCACUGUUGAGCAUGGAGCCCUAUGUGGGGCUUGAUCCCAGGACCCAGAGAUCCUGACUUGAGCCAAAGGCAGCUGCUUAACCGACUGAGCAACUCAGGUACCCCUAGGUUUUGUUUUUUUAAAUCUAAUCUGAGGGAUCCCUGGGUGGCGCGGCGGUUUAGUGCCUGCCUUUGGCCCAGGGCGUGAUCCUGGAGACCUGGGAUCGAAUCCCACGUCGGGCUCCCGGUGCAUGGAGCCUGCUUCUCCCUCUGCCUGUGUCUCUGCCUCUCUCUCUCUCUGUGUGACUAUCAUAAAUAAAUAAAAAUUAAAAAAAAAACAAAUCUAAUCUGAUACCCUAUGUCUCUUGAUUAGAGCAUUAGCCCAUUUACAUUCAGAGUAAUUGUUGAAAGAUAUGAAUUUAGUGCCAUUGUCUUACCUGUAAAGUCACUGUUUCUGUAAAUUGUUCCUUCUAUUCUUAAUGAGAGCCUUGCUGGAUAAAGAAUUCUUGGCUGCAUAUUUUUCCCAUUUAGCACACUGAAUAUAUCAUGCCAGUUCUUUCUGGCUUGCCAGGUCUCUGUGGACAGGUCUGCUGCCAGUCUAAUGUUUGUAUCCUUGUACGUUAAGGACCUCUUGUCCUGAGCUGCAUUCAGGAUUUUCUCUUUUAUCUCUGAAAUUUGCAAGCUUCACUAAUAAAUGUUGUGGUGUUGACCUAUUUUUAUUGAUUUUUGAGAGGGGUUUCUCUGUGCCUCCUGGACUUGAAUGCCUAUUUCCUUCUUCAGAUUAGGGAAGUUCUCAGCUAUAAUUUGUUCAAAUAAACCUUCUGGCCCUCCCUUCCUUUUCUGGGACCCCUAUUAUCCAGAUACUAUUUUGCUUUAUGAUAUUACUGAUUUCUCAAAGUCUCCCUUGUGAUUUAGUAGUUGUUUUUCUCUCUUUUGCUCAGCUACACUUUCUUUUCUUUUCUUUUCUUUUCUUUUCUUUUCUUUUCUUUUCUUUUCUUUUCUUUAGAUUUUUACUUAUCUGAUAGAGCACAAGCGGAGGGAGCAGCAGGGAGAGGAAGAAGCUGAGUCCUCACUGAGCAGGGAGCCGGAUGCGGGGCUAGAUCCCAAGUGCCCAGGAUUAUGACCUGAGCCAAAGGCAGUUGGCCAACUGACUGAGCCAUCCAGGUGCCCCUCAGCUAUUUUCCAUCAUUUUGUCUUCUACAUCAUAGACUCUCUCUCCUGCCUCCUUUAUCCUUACUGUUAGAGCUUCCCUUUUAGACUGCAUCUCUAUAAUACCAUUUUUAAUUUUGGCCUGAUUAGAUCUUAGUUCUUUUAUUUCUACCAUAACGGAUUCUCUAGUGUCUUUCAUGCUGUUUUCAAGCCCAGCUAGUAUCUUUAUAAUUGUUUUGAAUUCUAGUUCUGACUUCUUACUUAUAUCCAUAUUGAUUAAAUCCCUGGCAGUGAGUAUAUCCUUCCAUUCUUUCUUUUGGGGUGAGUUUCUCUGCCUUGUCCUUAUGUCCAGAAAAGAAUAGAAGAAAGAAAAGACAAAAAUAACACCACUACCACCUGAAAAAGAAACAAACCAGAAGAAAACACAAUACAAAAUAAGAAAAAUCAAACAAGAAGUAAAACAGGACAAAACAAUGAACUAGAUCCCAAAAUAGGAAAGAAAGAAAAACUUAUAUAUGUUCAAAAAUAAAACAAAAUAUAAUGAAAGGGAACCAAAUAUAUAUACAUAUACAUGUGUGUAUAUAUAUACAUAUAUAUGAACGCUUUUAUAUAAAAAUUAAAAAUAAUUUAACAAUUGAAAACGUAAGGGGCACAUGGGUGGCUCAGGGGUUGAGCGUCUGCCUUGGGCUCAGGUCGUGAUCCCGGGAUCCGGGAUUGAGUCCCACAUCGGGCUCCCUGCAGGGAGUCUGCUUCUCCCUCUGCCUGUGUCUCUGCCUCUCUCUCUGUCUUUCAGGAAUAAAUAAAUAAAAUCAUUAAAAAUUUUUUUUGAAAAAAUAAUAGCUAAAAAGGAAAAAAAAAAAAACAAAACUGAAAGACUAAAGGAUAAUAAAAGACCAUGAAUGCUGUAUACUGUUUUCCCUGAUCGCUGAAGUUCUACAGUCCUGUAUGAUCAGUAACCUUGGUAUUAGUCAGAAGCUCCUGCUGGUGUCUGGGGGUGGGGUUUGUUGCACUGAUUCUCAGUUGUCCUUCCCUGGGCGGAACUGCACCUUCCUUACCAGGGGGCCCAGCUCAGUGUAAGCGGCUCCAGAUUGCACUAUGUGGUGCUGUUUUGCUCUUUGCUGGCUUUCAGCACUGAUGUGGGGGAUGAAUAUGGCAGGGCCCCCAUCUCUAGCCCCCGAGCUGAAAGUUCGCACCCCCCACUCUUCAGUGAGCCCUCACGGAAAAGCAGUCACUCUUGUCUCCCUGGUUUCUGCCCACACUCUGUGUUCACCCAGCCUGUGUCGAGCAUUUUUAUCUUAGGCAUGUGACCCAGUGUCGAGUCUCCAAACUUCACAGACUCCUAUGGCACAGACCCACACCAUUCCUCUCAGGGGAGGGCAGGGGUCUCUGGGCGCUUCUGCCUUUUGCCCGGCUCCUUCCCAGGAGAGUAGUCCUGCAAGUGGGCAGCAGUUCUCUGUUUAUGGCAACAGGAAGCAAAGUCGUCGCCUAGGCCCGCUCUUUGCAGCCAGCUUCCCCACUCUGAUGCCUGGGAACCCUGCUGCACUCAGACACCACGGUUCUUGUGGCCCUGGGGAUCCUGAGACCACACUGUCCCACCUGGGAUUCCGCCCCCACUUCACCACCUGAACACUUUUAGGCCAGGGACGUCCCCCACCAGAGCAGACUUCUAAACAUUCUGAUUUUGUGCUCGGCUACUUCUAAUACUUUGUAGUAGCCUUCUUAAGUAGGCUCCUUCCCCUCCACCUAGCCUCCAGUAUAUCACUAUAUCACCUCAGAUUCACAUUUUGGCACCUCAUACCUUCUAGAAAGUAGUCACUUUUCUAAUUUUAGAAUUGCAGCAUUUCUUAUCUCAGAUCUCUGAUCGAUUUUGCAGGUAUUCAGGUGAUUUGAUAACCAUAUAGCUGAAUUCCAGGGACCAGACACACUUAGGGUCCCCUAUUCCUCUGUAGUCUUAACUCACCCCUGUUGUGCCCAAGAUUGUGAAUCCGAGAAACCACCAAGAAGCCGACACUGAUGCAAGUACAGGAGGGUUUAUUUACAAGCUCGAGCUUGGGUCCAAGUAUACUUCACACAGCAGAGCAGGGGCUUGGACCCCGAAGUGGGUUACAGCUGGGUUUUUUAUGGGCUGGUCUAGGGGAUUUUCAGAAGAGGUGGAGGAAUUUUUUUUCUUUCCAAUAUGGGGAAAGGGUCGGGGAGUUUCUUAAGAUCUGAUAUGGGAUUUCCUGCCGAGGACAUUCUGCAGUUUUUCCUCUAAAGUUCAGCUCUUAUUCCCAGGGGCCCAAGAUGGCUGUACUUGUGCUAAUGCUAAACUUGAGGUGGCCUCAAGUUUCUUAAGAUCUGAUAUGGGAUUUCCUGCCGAGGACAUUCUGCAGUUUUUCCUGUAAAGUUCAGCUCUUAUUCCCAGGGGCCCAAGAUGGCUGUACUUGUGCUAAUGCUAAACUUGAGGUGGCCUUAAUUUUUCUCAGCCUCCACAACCCCCAACAGUAACCCCUAUCUCUGGUUUUGUAUGCCUCAGCAUUUCUCCCCAUCUCGGAUUUCUGUGAGCCUAGUCAUGCAGCUCCUACCCGUGUCUCCCUUCCUAGCCCCGCAUGUCUUGGAUGGACCUCCAGGGCAUGGUGCUAAAUUAAGUCAGUCAAAGACAAAUAUGGUAUGAUCUUACAUGUGGAAUCUAUUUUUUUUAGGGAUUUUAUUUAUUCAUCUGAGAGAAUGCACACAAGUCAGGGAGAGAGGGAGAGGGAGAAGCAGGCUCCCUGCUGAGCCAGAAGCCCAAUGUGGGGCUCGAACCCAGGAUCUGGAGACCAUGACCUGAGCAGAAUACAGAUGCUCAACCAUCUCAGCCACCCACGUGCCCCUUACGUGUGGAAUCUAAAAAAAUCCAAGGGGAGCCUGGGUGGCUCAGUUAAGCAGCCAACUCUUGAUUUUGGCUCAGGCUCCUGGGAUCGAGCUCUGCACUCAGUGGGGAGACUACUUGAGGAUUCUCUCUCCCUCUCCCUCUGCCCGUCCCUUCAUUCAUGUUUGCACAUGCUCUUGCUCACUCUCUCUCUCAAAUAAAUAAAUAUUUUUUAAAAAAACCCAUGAAACAAGAAACCAAGCUUAUAGAGAACAGAUUGGCAGAGGUGGGAGAUAUAGAUGAAGAGGGUCAAAAGGUACAAACUUUUAGUUAUAGGUCAUGAGAUAUAACGUACAGCAUGAUGACUAGUUAAUAAUAAUGUACAGCAUAUUUUUAAAGUUGCUAAGAGGGUAGAUCUUGGAAGUUCUCAGCACAAGAAAACAAUUGUAACUGAUGACAUGUUAACUAGACUUAAAUGAUCAUUUUUGCAUUGUAUACAGACCAUUAUAACAUUUCAUUAUGUUGUACACCUGAAUCUAAUGUAUGUUGGUUAUGCCUCAAUAAAAUUAUUUUUUAAAAAAGACAUUUCAUCCUAAAAAAUAAUAAUAAUAA
Molecule: messenger RNA, 5326 nt
Organism: Nyctereutes procyonoides (raccoon dog)
Lineage: Eukaryota; Metazoa; Chordata; Mammalia; Carnivora; Canidae
Exons: 5
Coding region: 1-813 (270 amino acids)
Source: RefSeq, a predicted model, not a curated record